Molecule: messenger RNA, 444 nt
Organism: Anastrepha ludens (Mexican fruit fly)
Lineage: Eukaryota; Metazoa; Arthropoda; Insecta; Diptera; Tephritidae
Exons: 2
Coding region: 66-293 (75 amino acids)
Source: RefSeq, a predicted model, not a curated record
AUAAAUAUAAUUGGACAUCACCAAAUCAUUUGAGUUACUUUUGUGUUAUACAUCAAAGUUAAAGUAUGAAUCUGUUCAGCAAAUUAAUUGCCUCUCUAUUCCUGGUUGCAAUGUUAUUCGCCGCCUGUGAAUGUAGCCCCCAAUUACCACCAAUUAGUCUGCCGCCAGCUAUUCUGCCGCCAGCUAUUCUACCGCCAGCUAUUCUGCCGCCAGCUCUUCUGCCCCCAGCUAUUCUGCCGCCACUUACUCUGCCGCCAAUUGCUUUGCCUCCUGGAGUCAUUCCUGGGCGUUAAAUACACUUUGCGAGCGGAAAAUGUGGAUAUAUAAACGUUUUCUUCACAUAUAUAUUAAUAUUUUACCCAUACAAAUCUUUCCACUUUGCAUAAAAUGUAGAAAUAUUGAAGGAACUUAGACAACAAUAAAAUUGGGUAAAGUAAAGUAGAA